This is a messenger RNA of Phragmites australis (common reed), 1588 nucleotides long. RefSeq names its product transcription factor RF2b-like. Gene Ontology annotation, biological process: regulation of DNA-templated transcription. Bases 191 to 1231 code for a protein of 346 amino acids. The transcript has 4 exons. Gene Ontology annotation, molecular function: DNA-binding transcription factor activity. NCBI's taxonomy places the organism in Eukaryota, Viridiplantae, Streptophyta, Magnoliopsida, Poales, Poaceae. The record is from RefSeq and is a predicted model, not a curated record. Gene Ontology annotation, cellular component: nucleus.
UUCGACCCUCGUACAGUGACCAAACAUACCCUUAAAAACCAAACCAAACCCGAAAGCUGCGCGAAACACGGCCGCAGCAGCCAGCCUGCCUAUCCACCACUCCUGUCCUCCAGUCUCCGGCCCGGGCCUUCGCGCGCGCGCUCGGACAAGCGGGGAGACAGCGAGGGAGGCGACCGGGCGGCGCCACGCAAUGCAGCCGCCGGAGCCCACCGAUCCGCCGGGGCGGCCCUUCCCUCCGCUGCCCGCGCCGGUCGCGCGCGGGGCGCACCACCGCCGGGCCAGAUCUGAGGUCGCCUUCCGCCUCCCUGACGACCUCGGCCUCGGCGGCGGCGGGGACGGCGACGGCUUCGACGAGAUCGGUUCUGAGGACGACCUCUUCUCCACCUUCAUGGACAUCGAGAAGAUCUCCUCCGCCGACCCCGCCGCGGGCUCCGACCGCGACCGCGCCGCCCAGACAUCCUCGCCGCCGCGCCCCAAGCACCGCUACAGCAGCUCCGUCGAUGGCUCCGGUCUCUUCUUCUCCCCCGGCAGCGGCGGCGGCUCGCGGAACGACGCCGCGGCAUCGCUGGCCGAGGUCAUGGAGGCCAAGAAGGCCAUGAGUCCCGAGCAGCUCGCGGAGCUCGCAGCCAUCGACCCUAAGCGCGCCAAGAGAAUUCUAGCUAACAGACAAUCAGCGGCUAGAUCAAAAGAAAGAAAGGCUCGUUAUAUAACAGAACUGGAGCGGAAGGUUCAAACUCUUCAGACUGAAGCCACCACUCUCUCCGCACAACUCACACUAUUUCAGAGAGACACGACUGGACUUUCUGCAGAAAAUACAGAGCUCAAGAUAAGGUUGCAGGCCAUUGAGCAACAGGCUCAACUGCGUGAUGCUCUGAACGAUGCACUGAAGCAGGAGCUGGAGAGGCUUAAGCUUGCUACUGGUGAGAUGACAAAUUCCAGCGAGACAUUUAACAUGAGAUUUCAACAUGUCCCAUACAACUCUUCCUUCUUCCCGCUUUCCCAGCAAAAUACAGCCCAGCACCCGGGUGGCGCCCAGUUGCCACCGCCGUUCCAUCCACCUCAUCCUAAUGUGCCAAACCACCAUAUGCUAUCCCACCCAAACACUCUCCCAGACAUAAUGCAGCAAGACCAUCUCGGACGUCUGCAGGGUUUGGACAUUGGAAAUGGGCCUCUAGUUGUGAAAUCAGAGAGCAGCUCGAUAUCUGCCAGUGAAAGCAGCAGCACCUUCUAACAAGGCUUACACAUCGACUCGGCAGUUUCAUUAGAUUUCUUUGUUCAUAGCCUGACAUCCUUGCGCUGCUUCCUGUUCUGUAAGCUUAUUUUUUAUUCAAUUCAUUCGAUUUAGUUGAAAUUGUUUGUAAUUGCACUGCCUGAUCUAUCCCUGUUGUAGGCAUGAUCCCGGAACUCUUCACGUCUGUUUGUUUUGGGUUCAUUUCAUGUGUGCCAUGUUUGGGAUUAUCAGGGCAUUUGGAGUGGAAUUCUCUGAUAAUAUGGUGUUGUUUUUAGCCAUGUGGAUUCUUCUUUCGGAACAUACAUGUAUUCUCUGCAAUUUGUUUAGCUCUGCGCAUUUGUGCUGCCAAGCUAGUUU